This is a messenger RNA of Poecilia reticulata (guppy), 3274 nucleotides long. It is a transcript of the gene ppp2r5cb, whose product is annotated as protein phosphatase 2, regulatory subunit B', gamma b. The record is from RefSeq and is a predicted model, not a curated record. Gene Ontology annotation, molecular function: protein phosphatase activator activity. Lineage: Eukaryota; Metazoa; Chordata; Actinopteri; Cyprinodontiformes; Poeciliidae. Gene Ontology annotation, biological process: signal transduction; protein dephosphorylation. Gene Ontology annotation, cellular component: protein phosphatase type 2A complex; nucleus; cytosol.
GUGUAGUGCCCGGAGAGUUGUCAAGGUUUUGGUUGUGGAUUAUCCGAGAGGGGAGCAAGGGCGGCUACGCGUGUACAAUGCCGAAUAAACCCAAAAAAGAUAAGGAGUCUCCCAAGUCUGGCAAAGUGGGGAAGAGUGGAGGCGGAGGACAGGAAAAUAUCGAGCAUGAGAGCUCCAACAGGAAGACGAGCAACAGCGUUCCUCCUACCACUCAGCUGCUAAAGGGGAAGCAGCCAGGUUCCCAGACACCUGUCAAAAAGGACAAGAGGCAAAGCUCCUCUCGUUUCAGCCUGAGCAACAGCAGGGAGCUGCAGAAACUCCCCGCUUUCAAAGACGUUCCCCCAGCAGAGCAGGAGAAGCUGUUCAUCCAGAAGCUGCGUCAGUGCUGCGUCCUCUUCGACUUCGUCUCGGACCCCCUGAGCGACCUGAAAUGGAAGGAGGUGAAGCGAGCCGCUCUGAGCGAGAUGGUGGAAUACAUCACCCACAACAGGAAUGUCAUCACAGAGCCCAUCUACCCAGAAGUAGUUCAUAUGUUUGCUGUGAACAUGUUUAGGACGUUGCCUCCCUCAUCGAACCCCACCGGUGCAGAGUUUGACCCUGAGGAGGACGAGCCCACGCUAGAGGCGGCAUGGCCACAUCUACAGCUGGUGUAUGAAUUUUUCCUACGGUUUCUAGAGUCACCAGACUUCCAACCUAACGUUGCCAAAAAGUAUAUUGACCAGAAGUUUGUAAUGCAGCUCUUGGAACUGUUUGACAGCGAAGAUCCCAGAGAAAGAGAUUUUUUAAAAACCACUCUGCAUCGCAUCUACGGCAAGUUCCUGGGUCUGCGAGCGUACAUUAGGAAACAGAUAAAUAACAUAUUUUAUACGUUCAUUUAUGAAACAGAGCGCCAUAACGGCAUAGCAGAACUACUGGAAAUACUCGGCAGCAUAAUUAACGGAUUUGCUUUGCCACUGAAAGAAGAGCACAAAAUUUUUCUACUGAAAGUCCUUCUGCCUUUACACAAAGUCAAAUCUCUGAGUGUUUAUCACCCACAGCUGGCCUACUGUGUGGUCCAGUUCUUGGAGAAGGACAGCACCCUCACAGAGCCGACCGUCAUGGCUUUGUUAAAAUAUUGGCCAAAGACCCACAGUCCAAAGGAGGUGAUGUUCCUCAACGAGCUGGAGGAGAUCCUGGACGUCAUCGAGCCCUCGGAGUUCGUCAAAGUCAUGGAGCCUCUUUUCAGACAGCUCGCCAAGUGUGUGUCGAGUCCACACUUUCAGGUGGCCGAGCGCGCUCUCUACUACUGGAACAACGAGUACAUCAUGAGCCUGAUCAGCGACAACGCCGCCAAGAUCCUUCCCAUCAUGUUCCCAGCCCUUUACCGCAACUCCAAGACCCACUGGAACAAGACAAUCCACGGCUUGAUUUACAACGCUCUGAAGCUCUUUAUGGAGAUGAAUCAGAAGCUGUUUGACGACUGCACCCAGCAGUUCAAAGCGGAGAAAAGCAAAGAGAAAAGCAAAUGGAAGGAGAGAGAAGACGCAUGGCUGAAGAUAGAGAAUCUCGCAAAGUCCAACCCACAGUUUUUGGUGUACAUUGACCCUCCAGGAUCAGGCGGUGCGAUGGACAUGGAGACAGAUGUGCCGCUGAUAGAAGAUGUCAGUGUGUUAAAGCAAACAGUAGAGGAGGGAGCCACACAGAUCCAAAAAGAUCAGCGCAGAGAGCGGCCUUUGGUGAGGAGGAAAUCGGAGCUUCCGAAAGACAUCUCCACCGUCACGGCGUUGGAGUUGCACCGAAGAGCCGAGGAAAUGCUGACGACGCACGACGCCCACUAAGAGACAGACCAACCUUUACAAUGAAUCCAAAAAAAAAAAAAGUAAAUAACGGCGGCAUCCAGAGAGGAACCACAGGCCCACGGAGGGCCAGCACAACAACAGAACUCUGGUAUCUCAGCGCAGCACAGUGCAGAACAGGCCAAGAAAACUCCCGACACUGAAAAUGUCUGAAGCUACCCGUUUUAAGUAAGCUUUGAAAAGGACAAGCGGUGCUCGUCCUCCCUCACUUCCCAACGCCCGCCCUGCUGGGAUGCAGAGACCAGUCCUGAUCUCUACGUCUCUUCCCCCAAAACAAGCGUUUUUUUUUUUUUGUUUGUUUUCUCCUCCUCCCUUGUUUCUCUCUCCUCAGCUUGUGUUUUUGAGGUACUGUGCUGCCCUCUUCUGGUCAUUCUUCUCAGGUGUUCUGUUCAGUGUGUGAGCUGUCUGAUCUUCUUGCUUCUUAUCUAUGGAUGUCAGGUGCUUGUUAAAAUAGUACAAGCCCUUAGCUAUAUUAGGUCGAAGAUUUAAAACAAACAAACAAAAAAAAAACAUAAUUUGGUGAAACAAGUCAGCUGUUUCUACAUAUAUACGUAUAUAUUUAAUAGCUAUUUUUCUCAUAACAUUUGAACAAAACGGCUGUCUAUAUUUUUCCGUACGUAGUAUAUGAGGAGCUCGUCUCAUAAAAAAUAAAAAAUAAAACUAGAAAAAGAGGAGACGCUUCUUUUAAUGUGUAACCAUUUUGUUGGUUGCUCUGAUGUUUUUCAUUCUCUCGACGAAAACGGACCCGCCAUCGGGGUUUAAUCAGUUGGAUUCAUCCACGUCUCUGUGAAGAAGUCUAUUUUGGUGCCAACUGCUUUCAUUUUUUUCCACUUCACUGAAAAAACUUUAGGUCAGUAGGCAAUAAGUUAGCAAAGCCAAACCUGGCCUGCAGCUUCACUUACUCAUAAGAUGGGAUUUAAUUUUUAACCCGUCCAUUUGCAUCCAUUCAGAACAAGUCAUCAAUACGAGGCUUUUACGAGCACUUGAAGAGAGGUGUGGGUUUGACGCAUGUAAUUGAGCAGAAAUUGGGUGGAUUUUUUUUAUUUUAUUUUAUUUUUUUGCUACGCAACUCUCACUAGAAGCCGAAGAGGUGCGUUUUAGUUUUUCAAGCCUUUCCUUUCACAGUGCCUUUUUUGUCAUCGAAAGGGGACAUUUGCUGCGGAUUGAAGUAUUAACAAUACGUUAACGUGAAACGCCAGCUCAUUGGAGAAAUUUGUACAAUUACAAAAAAAAAACAUCUGACGCGUUCCAAGCAGGGCGCGUCGCGCUGCUUGGCCUCCUGCACCUUGCCUUGCCGAAUCCGCGUAGCCGAGAGCGGAGGCGGUGCGGUCUCUCUCCCCUAACCCCCUCCCACCAAGCAAGCCACUUCAGCGAAUUAAGCACUUCCUGGUAAAACUUGAAAGAAAAAGGAAACACAGCAUGUAAAAAAAAAAAAAAAA